GCAACAAUGAAUAGGCUCUUAUUAGCUGUUGCUGUCUUAGCCACCUUGCAAGUGCCAGCUACGUCUGAGUUUGACUUCUACAAGCUCAGUCUCAUGUGGCCACCAUCUGUUUGUAACGUCGGAAAGGAGUGUAUUCCAGACAUCCCCAAAAUGUUCACCAUCCAUGGUUUAUGGCCACAAUAUGGUGAUGACAGACCGGUGCCUCCCUACAACAAGGAUCCUUCAUGCGCCGAUAUCACUCCCAUGAGUUCAGCAGAUGCUAUGAGUCAAUUGCGGUUCAUCGAAGGAGAAUUAACGAAAUAUUGGCCAAACCUUUUUACCAUAGAUGGUAAACGCGAUGAUCAGUUUUUUUGGAGACAUGAAUGGGAAAGUCAUGGAAUGUGUUCGAAUUAUCCUCAUGAUCCUUUUGGUUAUUUUUACAAGGCCUUUUCACUCACGACUCAGUACAAUCCAUUAGAAGUUAUGGGAAUUCAACCUGGAGAUGAACUACAUAAAGUGGGAACCAUAUUAGAAACUGUAAGGCAAAAUUUGGGAGCAUAUCCUCAAAUUGCAUGUAACACUCUGCCUGGCACUGCGGACCGGUGGAAGAUCCGUCAGCUGUGGGAGAUCCGUUUUUGUUUUAACAGGGCAGAGCUACUUUCUGUCCUUCGAGACUGCCCCAACAAAUUGGCUGGUACCUGUUCGGAGGAGACUGACCUUAUAAGGUUCCCUCCAAAUCCUUUUUACUAGUUAGGCGGUGUUGCGAAUUCAGUAAAAAUAAAUAAGCAACUCAGGCUUACUUUAAUGGUUGCUACUCGUCAAUAGGAGGAUUAGAGUCUAAGGUUCGCAUCCCAGACUCACUUCUCGAGCUAUGUAAUGCUAUGAAAGAAUUUAGUAAAACUUUGCCACACCUUUAAAACUAUAUUCCUGGCUUUACAACAGGUGCUUGGAAUUGUGAAUCAAUCUACCUGUA
Theobroma cacao (cacao) is the source of this 952-nucleotide messenger RNA. Its product is annotated as ribonuclease 1-like. The record is from RefSeq and is a predicted model, not a curated record. Gene Ontology annotation, biological process: RNA catabolic process. Gene Ontology annotation, cellular component: extracellular region. Gene Ontology annotation, molecular function: ribonuclease T2 activity; RNA binding. Lineage: Eukaryota; Viridiplantae; Streptophyta; Magnoliopsida; Malvales; Malvaceae.